AUGGGUGUCACUAUUUCUAAAAUUGAAGGAUUAUAUCUUAGUGCUUAUUUUGAUGCAGAUUGCACUAAAUGUUUAACCAUAGAGUGGACUGAAGAAAGCGCGGUUCUAAAGGACCCGGGUUCGACCCGGUCUCACAAUACUCGCCUUACAAGAGAAACCCAAUACCUCCAAGCAGGCUUCGGCAAAACAAUAUUUGGAAGAGUGGUUGAAAUGUCCACGUCCGACUCCAACGAAGAAAACUCUGCAAAUGAUGAUUCAAAGUCAUCAAGUAAUGGCAAAGGCAACGUUACUGGAAACAUAAAUCAAAGGAUUCUAUUUGGUGGGGAAGGUUCCGAAAGGGCAUUUUUGGGUCAGGUCGAUGACAACACUCCCAUCCCUUCAGUCCCUGGUGAUGGAACUGUUGUUUCUGUUCAGAAGCACAGAGAAGAAAUCUUGAAAGAGCCUGCUGAAUGGCUGAAGUCUUCAAGCAUGAGAUCUAAAGAACUAAACUUUUUCACCGAAUAUGGUGAAGUGAGUAGGUACAAGGUAAAGGAAAUUAUUGGUGAAGGAAACUCUAGUAUUGUCUGCUCUGCAUAUGACACUCAUACCGGGGAGAUUGUAGCAAUAAAAAAAAUAAAUAAUAUAUUCGAAAAUGUAUCUGUUGCUAUCAGUGUCACUCGUGAGAUUAAGCUACUUAGGCGCCUUUAUCAUCCGGACAUUGUCAAAAUUAAAAACAUAUUGUUGCCUCCAUCCAGAAAAGAAUUUAAUGAUAUAUACGUGGUGUUUGAGCGUAUGGAUUGUGACCUACACCAAAUCAUUAAAGCAAACGACGACUUAACACCAGAACAUUAUCAGGUCUUUCUUUAUCAAAUUUUUCGAGGGCUGAAAUAUAUACACACAGCAAAUGUGUUUCACAGAGAUCUAAGACCCAAAAAUAUUUUAGCCACUUCUGACUGCAAACUCAAGAUCUGCGACUUUGGUAUUUCAAGGGUUGCAUUCAGUGAUCAACCUACUGGGAAAUUCUGGACUGAUUACAUUGCAGCAAGAUGGUAUAGGGCUCCUGAACUGUGUGGAUCUUUUUUUAGUAAGUACACACCAGCAAUAGAUAUAUGGAGUGUUGGUUGCAUGUUUGCAGAAAUUUUAACAGGGAAGCCUCUUUUCCCUGGGAAAAAUGUUGUGCAUCAGUUGGAUUUAAUGACUGAUCUUCUAGGAACACCAUCACCUGAAACUAUCUCCACGAUAAGAAAUGAGAAGGCGAGGAAAUACUUAAACAGCAUGAGGAAGAAAACUCCUUUUCCUCUCGUUGAAAAGUUCCCGAAUACAGACCCCCUCGCUCUUCGUUUGUUACAAAGAUUGAUUGCAUUUGAUCCAAGGGAUAGACCUACUGCUGAGGAGGCUCUUUCGGAUCCAUAUUUUAAGAAUUUGGCUGACGUUGAAAGGGAGCCUUCUGCUCAGCCCAUUACAAAGUUGGAAUUUGAGUUUGAAACAAGAGAAAAUACGAAAGAAGAGUUACGUGAAGUGAUCUAUAGGGAGAUUCUGGAAUACCAUCCAGUAGGAUUCCAUCUCACUAUUAAAUCAUAAGAAUUAGCAAUGCAUUAGCUUAAUCUUUUGAUGUUUGGCAAUACUGAUUUUUGGCUAAGGCAUGCACCACAUCUGUGACAAGAAGCUUCUCCACUACAUGACACCAACGGCCAGUGUACGUAUUAUUCCAUAACGAAGGUAACACUCUAGUAGACGCUACACCAUUUCAUCUAGCCUAUAAAUUGGUAGCUCAAGAUCAGUUUGUAGGUAAUCUUUUGGAUUUUCACAUUGUAAUCACUCUAGAAACAUCCAGUUAGUGAAAUAAUCAAGUCCAG
Messenger RNA from Lactuca virosa, 1835 nucleotides. The record is from the annotation of a GenBank genome assembly. NCBI's taxonomy places the organism in Eukaryota, Viridiplantae, Streptophyta, Magnoliopsida, Asterales, Asteraceae.